Messenger RNA from Fragaria vesca subsp. vesca, 3796 nucleotides. RefSeq names its product probable disease resistance protein At4g27220-like. Gene Ontology annotation, cellular component: nucleus. The coding region runs from base 1 to 3786 and encodes 1261 amino acids. Gene Ontology annotation, biological process: nucleosome assembly. Gene Ontology annotation, molecular function: ADP binding; protein binding. The record is from RefSeq and is a predicted model, not a curated record. Lineage: Eukaryota; Viridiplantae; Streptophyta; Magnoliopsida; Rosales; Rosaceae. The transcript has 3 exons.
AUGGCUUUGAGCAUCCCAAGUGUUUCUGCUCGUCAGUGGAAGCAUGAUGUAUUUUUGAGUUUCAGGGGUGAAACUCGCCAUGGUUUUGUCUCCCAUUUAUAUGAUGAACUGGAAAGCACAGGGAUUAACACGUUCAUGGAUGAGGAAGAGCUGGAAGUAGGGAAGGCUAUUUCCCCAAAUCUGCUAAUGGCAAUUGAAGAAUCAAGGUCUGAAAGAGAACUUGUUAAACGCAUUGUGAAAUUCGUCUGCAAUAAGGUACUUCAAGUUCCACCACGGCCUAUUCCAAUUGAGUUCAAAGCGCAGCCUACCGAAGAUUUUGAAUCAACAACACGGGCCAGGGAUGAGCUUACUCAGGCGCUGAAAAAUAAAAAAAUCACUAUCAUCGGGGUUUUCGGCGAGGGAGGCGUUGGGAAGAGAACCAUGGUGAAACUUGUCAGCACACAAGCUCGAGAACUUAGGCUUUUUCAUUAUGUGAUUAGGGCUGUUGUAGCUCAGAGCCCUGAAUUAAGAAAUAUUCAAGACACAUUGGCCGAUCAGCUGGGCUUAAAAUUUGAGGAGGAGGAGACGGAAAUUGGAAGAGCCGUUAGAUUGAAGGAGAGGUUAAUGGGAGGAAACAAGAUCCUCAUAGUCUUGGUCGACGUUUGGCGGAAAAUAGAUUUGUCAACCAUAGGAAUUCCCAAUUACAAUGAGCUUCAAACACGCAAUUCCAAACUCAUACUAACCUCAAGGAGCAAAAGUGUAUGCUAUUCCAUGCAGUGUCAAGCAAGCAUUCCUCUCCAUAUCUUAUCAGAAGAAGAUUCUUGGAACUUUUUUGUGGAGAUAUUAGGAAAAGUUUUUGAAGAGUCUACCGAGAUGUAUCAUGUAGCAAGGAUGGUAGCUAGAGAAUGUGGUGGUCUCCCACUUGCACUGAUAACAGUUGCUCGGACACUUGGAGAUAAAGACAUAGAAGACUGGAAAGAAGCAGCUUACCGACUAGACAAGUCCCAAACUGAGGAAGAUGUAUACAAAUGCAUAAAGUUCAGCUAUAAUUACUUGAGAUCUGAUGCAAAAUCAAUCUUCUUGCUUUGCUGCCUAUUCCCAGAAGAUUAUGAUAUCCCAAUCGAAUACUUGCUCAAGUAUGCAAUUGGCAAAGGGUUAUUUCAAGUUCUCAACACAAUCCAAGAAGCCAGAGCUACAGCAAAUUUGAUGAUCAAGUCCCUCAAAGCUUUCAGCCUACUUUUGGAAGGUACAAAGGAGGGAUGUGUAAGGAUGCAUGCUGUAGUGCGGGAUGUUGCCCUGUUGAUUUCGUUUUCUGAAGAUGGUCAUAAAUUCUUGGUAAAGGCUGGUUGUGAAUUGCAACAUUGGCCAAAGAUUAAUGCGCGUGGAGGCUACUCUGCAAUUUCACUAAUGAGGAACAAAAUUUACAAGCUUCCGGGAGAGUUGGUAUGCUCAAAUCUCCAGAUUUUAUUACUACAAAAUAACACUGGUAUAUGUGUGAUCCCAAAUAAAUUUUUUCAGAGUAUAAAGGGACUUAUGGUCCUAGAUCUUAGCUUCACCAGUAUCUCAUCUCUACCCUCGUCGUUCGGUCUCCUAACCAAUCUCAAAGGUUUGUAUUUGGAUUAUUGCGACAAGAUCUUUGACAUAUCCAUAUUCGUAAAUCUGAAGAAACUUGAGAUUCUUAGCAUGAAAGCAUCUCCUCUUGAGGAGUUGCCAAGAGAAAUAGGAGAUUUGACCAGUCUAAGGAUGCUCGACUUAAGUGGGAGUUACAAUAUUGGUAGGAUUCCAUCUAAUAUAAUGUCAAGUUUGUAUAAAUUAGAAGAACUAUACAUGCAAGGAAAUUUUGGGGACUGGGGAGGAGGACGGUACAACACUAAUGCUGGUUUUGAUGAGUUGACUAGCUUGCGGUAUUUAAACAUCGUGAAGCUUCGCAUAUCUGAUGCACAGUGCCUGCCUAAAAAUGUUGUCCUUAAUUUCAACUGGGUAAUUUUCGAUAUAUGUAUCAGCAGAGAAUCACCAUCUAGAGACUACUCUUCAAAACCAUACUGUUCACAUGAUCUUUCAAGAACCUUGACUCUGAGCACAACAAUUAACACCUUACCAGAUUGGUUUAUCGAAGUGGUAGCAGAGAAAGCAGAGAAACUACAGUACCUGAAGUGCAAAGGCCUAAAGAACGUUCUUAUGGAACAUGACAAAGGGAGGUUAUGUGGGCUGAAGUAUCUAGCUGUAAUUGGUCCCCAUGAGUACCUGGAAGUGUUGAUGGAAACAAUAACACGGGGGCCAAAUGUUCCUGUGUUCAAGAACUUGGAAGAGUUGCAUCUUCUUGGCGUGAGUUGUCUGAAGGAGUUAUGUGUUGGGGAAUUACCACAUGGAUCUCUUUUCAAUCUGAAGUCAUUAAAGGUGGAAUAUUGCCAUGACUUGAUGAACGCACUUUUGCAAUCAAAUUUGUUGCAAAGACUACAAAAUCUGGAAAAGCUUCAUUGCGAAGAUAUGAAUGUCAUGGAGUAUGUGUUUGGAUUUGAAGGGCUGGAGCCAGAACAUAUUAUCUUGCCAAAAUUGAGGGAGAUGAUAUUGUGGGAUCUAGAAAAACUGAUAAGCAUAUGGAAUGGUCCUGCUCCAAAUUCAGUUUUCCAUAAUCUUAAAAGUUUGGCAGUCUCUGGGUGCAAAAAACUUAAAAGUCUCUUUACAUAUGAGGUAGCUAAAUGUCUUUUGCAAUUGGAAGACCUUUCGGUAACUCAAUGUCCUAGCUUGGAGAUGGUUAUUGAACCAAGCAAGGAAGUAGUUAACAAAAAGAUCAUUUUUCCAGAAUUGAAGAACUUAGCUUUAUCGUAUCUUCCACAGCUCACAAGGUUCUGCGGUAGUGGAACUACUACUAUUGAGUGCCCUUCAUUGGAACAUUUGCAUUUGCAGGACUGCCCACAUUUUACAACUUCUACUUCUGACUUCCACUGCUCAAAGGCGCAAUUCCAAGUCAAUGAUCUACGACACAUGAGAAUGAGCAAAGACAUGGAUAGCAUCAAUUUAGCUGGCCAGCAUACUAAGUACAUCCUUGAGAGCCUACCUCAGAAUGUCAGAAAGCGAGUUGAGGUCAUAAGAGAAAUUGAGAACCAACAUCAUGAAUUAGAGGCCGAGUUGCUCAAGGAGAGAGCUAUACUUGAAGCUAAGUAUCAUAAAUUGUAUCAACCUCUAUACAGCAAGCGAUACUUGAUUGUGAAUGGUGUUGUUGAAGCCGAAGGAGUUGCCACUGAAGCAGCAGCAAAUCAAGACGUCAAAACUGCAAAAGUGAGAGGAGUGCCUGAUUUCUGGCUCAAUACAUUGAAGAACAAUGAAGUGCUAGCCAAGGAGAUUACCAUGUGUGAUGAAGAAGCUCUUAAAUAUCUUAGAGACAUCAAGUGGUUUAAGAUACAUGAUUCCAAGGGGUUCAGACUUGAGUUCUACUUUGACACCAAUCCAUUUUUAAAAAACUCUGUUCUGACAAAGACAUAUCACAUGAUUGAUGAAGAUGAACCAUACAGCGCAGCAGGGAUGGAGAUUGAAUGGUAUCCGGCAAAAUGCUUGACACAGAAGAUUCUUAAGAAGAAGCGUAAGAAGGGAUCGAAGAGUUUUAAGCCACUGACCAGAACUGAAAACUGUAAAAGUUUCUUCAAUUUCUUUAGUCCACCACAAGUGUCCAAGGAUGAUGAAGCUAUUGAUAAAUGUGUUGCCGAGGAACUCAAAAACCAGAAGAAACACAACUAUGAUGUCGGGUCAACCAUUUGUUAUAAGAUCAUCCCACAUGCAGUCUCAUGGUUUACUGGAGAAGCUUUUUAGGAAGACAAUU